Messenger RNA from Rhagoletis zephyria (snowberry fruit fly), 659 nucleotides. Its product is annotated as glypican-6-like. Gene Ontology annotation, biological process: regulation of signal transduction; cell migration; regulation of protein localization to membrane. The record is from RefSeq and is a predicted model, not a curated record. Gene Ontology annotation, cellular component: cell surface; extracellular region; plasma membrane. Lineage: Eukaryota; Metazoa; Arthropoda; Insecta; Diptera; Tephritidae.
CCAUAUUCCGUAAGUUAUUGAGCGAAUCCAAGGAGGAGUUCCACAAUAUGUUCACACGCACUUAUGGCGUCAUCUAUCAGCAAAAUUCCUAUGUUUUCUCCGAUUUAUUUAAUGAAUUGGAAAAUUACUAUACACGUGGACGCACCGAUUUGCUGGAUGUGAUGGAUAAAUUCUUCAAUACACUCUACCAGAAAAUGUUCCAGGUGCUGAAUGGGCAGUAUACGUUUGAUGAGAAAUUCCUGCACUGCGUGAGCGAGCAUAUGAAAGAACUCAAGCCCUUCGGCGAUGUGCCUGAUAAACUGGCUUUGCAGAUAAAGCGUUCCUUUGUGGCGACGCGCACCUACUGGCAAGCGCUGCACACAGCAGCUGAAGUGUCAAAGAAGUUAAUAAAUGUGCACCUCAAUGCCGAUUGCACGGCUGCGCUCACGAAAAUGCAACACUGUGGCGCCUGUAAGGGCUAUGCGCAGAAGCCCUGCACAAAUUAUUGUGUUAAUGUGAUCAAAGGUUGUCUACAUUAUGUGAACGAAUUCGACUCGGAGUGGGAGAACUUUGCGGUAGCCAUGGACAAAGUGGCCGAACGUUUGCUGGGCUCAUUCAAUAUUGUGAUGGUCGUUGAGCCGAUUAAUAUCAAAAUUUCCGAGGCGAUUAUGAACUUUCAA